This is a messenger RNA of Symphalangus syndactylus (siamang), 3337 nucleotides long. RefSeq names its product leucine zipper and EF-hand containing transmembrane protein 2 (gene LETM2). Gene Ontology annotation, molecular function: ribosome binding. Gene Ontology annotation, biological process: intracellular monoatomic cation homeostasis. Gene Ontology annotation, cellular component: mitochondrial inner membrane. NCBI's taxonomy places the organism in Eukaryota, Metazoa, Chordata, Mammalia, Primates, Hylobatidae. The record is from RefSeq and is a predicted model, not a curated record.
GCGGAGCCCGGCCGAGGAGGUAGGGGUGGGCAUGCCCAGCCCUCAGGCCGCGACCUGGUGGGCCGCGCUGCCUUUUUUUCCUCCGGAGCCCGCUCCGUCCGCAUCCUGCUCCUCUCAUCAGCGCCCGAUCCAGGCUUCUGACAGCUUCCAGUUCCCACCGCGCUCUCCUCCGCCCACGACCUCAUCCCCGCCGGUCCCCAGCACAGCGCGAACUCUGAAGCUCGGCCUCUCCUCCCCCGCACAGCGCGCUCCGUCCUUCUUUCCGUCCCAGACCCUGCUUCUUUCUCUUCGGCUUCAUUUCCAACAACCCCGAUCAUCCACGAGGGUCGUCGUUGCCUAUCCACCCCCGCACCAGAAAACCAAAGCAUAUCCCCCAGACCCCGCCGCAUGCAGGCCGCGCACACAUCAGGCGCGCCAAAGCCGCCGGGCGAGGAAGCCGAGGGCUCGUCUUGCUCCCGUGUGGUGAUGGGCAAAGCCGAGGGAGCCCGGGAGCAGCGGGCGUGAGGCGGCGCCAAUGCGAGUGCGAGUGGUGUCCGCCGCCCGGGAGCGCCCGGGCCCCAGCGGAUUAACCGCCGCCUCAGGUCCCUAUGUUAACUACUUGAGACAAAAAUAAAUAUGGCCUUCUACAGUUAUAAUUCAGUUUUGGCUAUUGCUCAAACAAGAUUCCCUAGCCAUUUUGUCCAUCCUACCUGCUCUUAUUCCCCAUCAUGUGCAUUUCUUCACUUGCCAGAUUCCCAUUUAAAUAAGACAUGUAUGAAGAACUAUGAGAGCAAGAAGUACUCGGAUCCUAGUCAGCCAGGCAAUACAGUACUUCACCGAGGAACUAGACUAAUACAAAAGCUACACACAUCCACUUGCUGGCUGCAAGAAGUUCCUGGCAAACCUCAGCUGGAGCAAGCCACAAAACAUCCACAGGUGACAAGCCCUCAGGCCACAAAAGAAACUGGCACGAAGAUUAAAGAAGGCAAACAAUCUUAUAGACAAAAAAUCAUGGAUGAACUAAAAUAUUAUUACAAUGGAUUCUACUUACUUUGGAUUGACGCCAAAGUUGCUGCCAGAAUGGUUUGGAGGCUGUUGCAUGGACAGGUCCUGACCAGACGAGAGAGACGAAGGCUGUUGAGAACUUGUGUUGAUUUCUUCCGCCUGGUUCCAUUUAUGGUGUUCAUAAUUGUACCCUUCAUGGAAUUCUUAUUACCAGUGUUUCUGAAACUCUUCCCAGAGAUGUUGCCAUCAACUUUUGAAAGUGAAUCCAAAAAGGAAGAAAAACAGAAAAAGAAAAUGGCUGUAAAGUUGGAACUAGCAAAAUUUCUUCAAGAAACCAUGACAGAAAUGGCAAGGAGGAACAGAGCCAAGAUGGGCGAUGCCUCUACACAGCUCUCAUCCUACGUUAAGCAGGUCCAGACAGGCCACAAGCCCAGCACAAAGGAGAUAGUUCGCUUCUCCAAACUAUUUGAAGACCAGCUGGCCCUGGAACACUUAGAUCGCCCUCAGCUGGUUGCCCUUUGCAAACUGCUGGAAUUGCAGACGUUUGGAACCAACAACCUGCUCCGCUUUCAGCUCCUGAUGAAACUAAAGUCUAUAAAAGCAGAUGAUGAAAUAAUUGCCAAGGAAGGGGUGAGAGCAUUGAGUGUAUCAGAACUACAGGCUGCCUGUAGGGCCCGAGGGAUGAGAUCACUGGGUCUCACCGAGGAACAACUGCGACAACAGCUCACGGAGUGGCAGGACCUCCACCUGAAGGAGAACGUCCCUCCUUCCCUUUUGCUCCUGUCCCGCACCUUCUACCUGAUAGAUGUGAAGCCCAAGCCGAUUGAGAUACCACUCAGUGGGGAGGCUCCACAGACUGAUAUUCGUAUGGAAUUACCUACUUUCACUGAAUCUAAAGAGAAUGUGGUGGAUCUUGCACCUCAACUGAAGGGAACUAAGGAUGAAGACUUUAUACAGCCACCACCGGUUACAUCAUCACCCGAAACACCAUCAACACCUAUUUCGUUACCUAAAGGAUCCAUCACUUCUUCUAAAGAAGCUACACUCCAGGCCAAAUCACAAGUGACGGCCCAGAACAGCAAGGCUAGUUCAAAAGGAGCAUAAGGACUACUUGAGGAUGAAGCUCACUCUCUUCAGCUUCCGGCCCUCAACAGUGGCAUCUGUAAAGGACCUCCCAGAUCAGACUGUCUGGCUUCAGAGUGGAUCAGCCAUUUAGCCCGUGGGGCAGUCCUUUGAGGCCUGGUAACCAUUCCAGGUGAUGUGGGUAGUGAGACCAAGUUCAGACCACUUAAAAAAUAUAAUUGCAAAGUCCCAUUUCCUCUGUACCAUUGUCACUCCACUCAACUUUGUAUAAAGCCCACCCCCCAUCAUGUUGUUUUUUUAGUUUGUGUACGUCCCUUAAGAGAGGAAAUUUUUUGCACAGUGGAGUCAGCUUGGCACCUUAGAUACCUCUGUCUCCUAUGGCUUGGAAUUCUGAGUAAGAACUUGGAAGUUCCAAAAACCAUUUUAGGAGCACCUGAUUAACUUUCUGAAUGAUCCACCAGUAGGAUCAGCACUCUGGAAACAAAGUACCUUAUGAGAUGGGAUGGAUAUACUCCCCAGUAAGAUCUUUCUGGAUAUAAUGAAGCUUCUUGGAGAAACAGACUGGCAAUCAGAAAGAUUUGGCUGCUUCUGACAUCCCCCUCUUGGGCCUGCAGAGGCUGCAGCAAUCUGUGAGGCAGCCGCAAUCUGUGAGGCAGCCACUCUUCUAGCACAUAUGGCUUUCAUUAGCCACCAUUUUGCUAGGAAGCAUAAUUAAGGGUUUAAGCCUUAACCAUUUGUUUGUCUUGGGUGUGUGUGUUUCUGGCCAGUUUGUCUUUCACAAAUAAGACUAUUAGUCAUAGGGGUUGUGAAGGUCUGAUAUAAUCCCUGUGCUACCCAGCAACAAGUAUUACAUUAGGCUAUUUAUGUUUGGUGUUUUCAGUAUUAAUAAUACUGAAAGAUAAACUGCCAUCCAGCUGACUAAGGGCUUUCUUCCCCUGGGGAGUGGUUAGAAGGCCAAAGGUAUUUCAGCCUGUAGGUGAUAAAAUUAGAUUUCUUUACUUGCUGUGGUUAGACAGCAGUCAGUUAAAACAAGUAAAACUCAACUGUCCUGUCUGGGAUCACCUAAAUGAGGAAUGUCACCAGCACUUCACGGCAAGAAUAUGCAUUCUACAGUGCUUUCUAAACUUCUGCUCCAUCAGAGAAGCCCCACCAUGUCCCACUGAUGAAGCCCAGUUCUUUGGGAAUGAUGAAUCCCUACUGUGCACACACAGCAGUCAUGGAUCCUGCCUAUCGAGGUGAUUCACAAUACAUUUUCCCAUUUCGAAAAUGA